Molecule: messenger RNA, 903 nt
Organism: Plectropomus leopardus (leopard coralgrouper)
Lineage: Eukaryota; Metazoa; Chordata; Actinopteri; Perciformes; Serranidae
Gene: olig2
Product: oligodendrocyte lineage transcription factor 2
Biological process (GO): axon development; myelination; oligodendrocyte differentiation
Cellular component (GO): nucleus
Molecular function (GO): protein dimerization activity; E-box binding; DNA-binding transcription factor activity, RNA polymerase II-specific
Source: RefSeq, a predicted model, not a curated record
GAUUUGGAGUAACAAGUGGAUUUGACGUGCAGAUUUUCUCACCAUCGCGCUUGGAAACACUCUCGAUCACAGUGCUGGAUUAAGACCAUGGACUCAGACACGAGCCGCGUUUCCAGCAGACCCUCAUCCCCUGAGGUGGACGACAUCUUCUUGUCCACCCUGAAAAAGUCGGUGCACGGUUUCUCCGGCGCCGUGUCCUCCACACAGAGCGACUCUCCAUCGGAGCUCCCCGGCCUGCGCGGCCUCUCCAGCGCCGACGAGGACGCGCUCGCGCUCCGGCUCUCCAAAAAAGACCGUAAACUCCUGUCCGAAAAUGAGUUGCAGACCAUCCGUCUCAAGAUAAACAGUCGCGAGAGGAAAAGGAUGCACGACCUUAACGUGGCCAUGGACGGGCUCCGCGAGGUCAUGCCAUACGCGCACGGACCGUCGGUGCGUAAGCUCUCCAAAAUCGCUACCCUGUUGCUGGCGAGAAACUACAUCCUGAUGCUGAGCAACUCUCUGGAGGAGAUGAAGCGGCUGGUGAGCGAGAUCUACGGCAGCAGCGGACACCACGGUGGCUUCCACCCGGCAGCCUGUGGGACUAUGACGCACGCGGGGCCCGUGCCGGGACACCCGGCGGCUUCCCACGCCUCUCACCCGGCCGUGCACCACCCGCUCCUCCCACCAGCCGUCUCCACCGCCUCUCUGUCAGCGCCCGGUAUCUCCGCCGUCACCUCGGUCAGACCCCAUCACGGACUCCUCAAAGCGCCCGCAGCCGGCGCGGGGCCGCUGGGCAGCAGCUUCCAGCACUGGGGCGUCGGCACCGGGAUGCCGUGUCCGUGCAGCAUGUGCCAAGUCCCGCCUCCGCAUGUGAGCAGCAUGAGCGCCGUCACCAUGCCGAGGCUGACCGGCGACUCCAAGUGA